Molecule: messenger RNA, 3304 nt
Organism: Ceratosolen solmsi marchali
Lineage: Eukaryota; Metazoa; Arthropoda; Insecta; Hymenoptera; Agaonidae
Gene: Reck
Product: reversion-inducing-cysteine-rich protein with kazal motifs
Biological process (GO): extracellular matrix organization
Cellular component (GO): plasma membrane
Molecular function (GO): protein binding; metalloendopeptidase inhibitor activity
Source: RefSeq, a predicted model, not a curated record
GAAAGCUCGGGUGCGUGCAAAGCUCAGUCGCUCGGGCGCCGCCGAGGUGAUUGUCGCGUUGCGUCGAUAACACAACAUACGGUUAACGUUUUGACACGUGCGCAACAUGUCGGCCUACUGACGAGCUCAACCGGGAGACAUGGAUCGGCUGCCAAUACCGAUUCGGAUGCUGCUGCUGCUGCAACUACCACCACUACUACAGCUUCUACUCGCUCAAGAUGGAGUGGCUGAAGAGAUGUCCUGCUGUUCGUCAGCCACCGGCUCUUGUCGCAGUGUCUGUUCUAAGAUUUCGAUGGUGUCUUUGAGUGCAGAUCUAUAUGCCCGAGAAAAUGCAACAAAGGGUUUUUCGGAAUUUUGCUCAUCAGAAAUGGUGGAAUUCUGGGAUUGCAUUAAUUCAACUUUUAAAGACAUGGAACGCAAUGAGAAGUGGACGGGCCGCAGCUGCUGCGAGCUGGCCCGGGGCCCGAGCUGUCGCCUGAGCUGCGUCAGAGCGGGAAAUCGCCAAGAGCUCCGAGGCGCCUGUCGCUGGAGCGAUGAGCCAAGGCUGGCCGAAUGCCUUGAGCUUCGAGAACGCGCGGACGAAUGCUGCGCGAGCGUUACCAAUACGACCUGCCGAGCAAUCUGUGCCGAUCUCUUUCAUCGACCCGGCAAGCAGGCAGCCGCUCUGAAGCUUUAUGGAAGUAAGGGCCACGUGCCUAAGUGCUUAAAGAGCCUCGCUGAAGCUAGGACUUCCGAGGAUCCCAAACUCUAUCUGCACUGCUGUGAGCAGGCGCCAAGCCCCGGCUGCCUGGAUACCUGCCGUCGCGCCCUUCACGCCCUGGCCUCGAUCCAUGAGGUGCUCGACGCCCUGGAGGAGACCUGCAGUCCGGUCGUGCCGCACUCCGGCCUCUGGGGCUGCCUCCUCAAGUCCGCUCCAGCCAAGCCCCAACGACUGCCCUUGAACGUUGGCAAACUCGGUUGUUGCUCGCGGGCUUCGCGUCGUACCUGCCAAAACCUCUGCUGGCGCGCGUUCCAGACCGAUUGGUCUGCCUGGCAGCAGCUCGAGUCCACCUGUCUCGCCUCUAAUACCGAGAGCGAGCUCAGACGGUGUCUCGACGAUACCGACGACGCUUGCGAAAUGGGUUGUUCCGGGCUGUCGUUCUGCUCGCGCUUCAACGACAGGCCCACCACAUUGUUCCGGAGUUGCAGCUCGGCGACGGACGAGUUGGCCAAGUGGGAGGCCGAUCACUGGGUAAGGGGCGGCAUAAUAAGCGGUCUUGGUGUGCCAGUACGAGCAGCGCCUUCCUGCCCUUCGAUGACGCUACGAGCGGCGGCCUGUCUCCUGCAACUCCGCCCCUGCGAGUCCCGAGCUCACGAGACGCGGCUCUGCCGAGAGGAUUGCAUGGAGCUGGUGACGAGUUGCGUCGAUUGGUCGGCAGUAAAGGGUCAUAAUGCAGCGACGCUCUGCUCCAAGCUCUCACCUCCCAAGCCAGACAUGCCCUGCGUCUCCAUUAAACCAUUUCUCGAAGAGCCACGAGAACAGAACGAGCCACCCCCGAGAAUCGAAGAAGAUAUUAAUAUGCCCUGUAAGAGCAACCCCUGCUCUCAGGGUCAAGUCUGCACCGUUAGACCCGAGGAACGUAAGGGUUAUCGCUGCCUGCCAGGUUGUCCGCUGGGUGAGAUGUCACGCCAGCUAAUCCCGGUUGGGACGUGGGCCCAGAUUCCGCGUUUCGAGCACCAGGGCUGUUACCGGAUUUGCCAAUGCAUCGCACCCGGAAAGCUGGACAAAUGCCGAGACCUUAACUGUCUAGCACUGAACACAUGCUGGGUGCAGAGUAGCUUCGUCGCCCAUCGUUCGAGCUUCUACCUCGAGUGCAACCCCUGUCGCUGCUUCGAGGGCGAGAUCAGUUGCUCGCGCAAGAGCUGCGCCGAAGUUCGGAUACCGGGGCUGCCUUGUGACUGUCCUGACCACUACGUGCCGGUCUGCGGCAGGCUCGGUGUUACCUACGCUUCCGCCUGUUUAGCCAAGUGUUCGGGCCUCCUGCCCAACGAAGUCGAGUACAAUAGUUGUUCGUCCAAGGAUCCGUGCGCUUCGAGACCCUGCCAGAGCGGCGAGCGCUGUGUCAGGAGGCCGAGGGUCUGCCUCUCGCCCAUUCACAAGCCUUGUGAGCAAUUCGAGUGCCUGCCCCACAAGUGCGACCACGGUGACAAUUCCCGAGGUCCGGCCUGCGACACGGAUAACCGCCAGCAUCCGUCUCUCUGCUCAUUGCUGCGCUCAGGCAGUAACCUCGCGUACCGGGGCCCGUGUCUCCGAGGUUGCAGCCUUCGAGGCCCCGUCUGUGGUAUCAACGGGGAGACAUAUGCGAGCGAGUGUGCGGCCUGGGCCGAACGUACCAUCGCUGAUUAUCCUGGACCCUGUGUAGCUGUCGGUCUCAUUGGCGAGCAGGCCGAGCCCCGCUGCGGCCCUGCCGUCAUCUGCCCGAAUCUAGCACGUUCUUCAUGUCAAGGGGUCACGCCACCCGGAGCUUGCUGCCCCGUGUGCGGUGGCGCUGCGAGACUCUUUUAUUCGAGGAAACAGUUGGACAGGAUCUAUUAUCAAUUGACGAAUGAGGCCGACAAACACAUCGUUACUCUCGAGGCUAUGUUUACGGCCCUGUCGCGCCAGCUUCAGGUCGCCGAGUGCGUGCUACGGGGCAUGGUCACGCCCGAAGGCGACAUCUUCCUCAUUAAUCAACCUGCCUCCAAGAAACCCUCGGAGCUUCAACUGGCUGCCUGCGUUGCCGAGAUAGAGAAGCUUGUGAGUCGCAUCGCCGAACGAAGCCCGAGGAUAAUUGCCGAGGUGCCGCUGAGCUCCCUCACAAGGGCGGAAUUGGCCCACACGCGGGUCUCCAGUGGCACUCUUCCUCUACUUCCUCUAUUGCCCUUACCUUGCCUCCUCAUUCUCUUACUUCACCUCUUCCUCUUACUUUCGUAGUGAUAAAAGCAUUGUUCUCGCUUUUUGAAAAUUAGAGUCACCUCUAUUGGCAGAGCGAUUGCCUUCGUUUGCUGCUGUCAACCAUGAUCCGGGGUUUGUGCAAAGUCUCCCUAACGCGAUAAACAUAAUUCUAUUGCUAUCAGAAUAAUGCAGAUUCUCAUGAUGCAACAUCUUUUAGUUUAGAAAACUAGAUUUUUGCGGUAAUUAUUAAAAGAUCUAGUUUCUAAUCUAUCAAUCUUUUUUUAAUUUUUUUUAUAGUGUUGAGCCAAGCGAUUGUUUUAGUUUUAAUUUUAAUAUAGAUUGUUGAAUAUAUCAUUACUAUUUCUAAAUCCAUGCAAAUUCAUUUGGAUA